Molecule: messenger RNA, 2184 nt
Organism: Xyrauchen texanus (razorback sucker)
Lineage: Eukaryota; Metazoa; Chordata; Actinopteri; Cypriniformes; Catostomidae
Gene: slc35d2
Product: solute carrier family 35 member D2
Exons: 12
Coding region: 178-1167 (329 amino acids)
Cellular component (GO): Golgi apparatus
Molecular function (GO): antiporter activity; GDP-fucose transmembrane transporter activity
Source: RefSeq, a predicted model, not a curated record
GCACAGUUUGCUUAUUAAGGGACUCAUAAUAACUUCUUUCUCAUGCGUGAUUACAUAGUACACUCUUUUAGGUUUCACCGGACAGGUUUAGGUCUGUACUAACAUUAUGUUCAGUCUCCAGACUGCUGAAAGAAGAGGCGUUUUAUAAAUUAAAUACUAAACAAAACCGAAACAAAGAUGAACGAUGACGUUGAACACCCUAAACACAUGAAGUUUUUGUCCGCCGCUUUUUACGCCUUCAGUUCGUUUUUCAUCAUCGUGGUAAAUAAAAAUAUUUUAACUCAACACAGGUUUCCUUCAUACAUGUUUCUUGGAAUUGGACAGAUGGCAGCUACAAUCAUCAUUCUGUAUGUUGCCAAAAUGAACAAAGCUAUCCACUUUCAGGACUUUGACAAAAGUAUUCUCAAUAAGAUUUUCCCUUUGCCAUUGCUAUAUGUGGGCAAUCAUGUGACUGGUCUGGGCGGGACAAAGAAAUUAAGCUUACCCAUGUUCACCGUACUUCGAAAAUUCACAAUUUUACUGACAAUGAUUAUGGAAUCAAGAAUAUUGAGAAAAACCUUCUCCCCUCCGCUGGUGUGCAGUGUUCUGGCUAUAGUUCUUGGGGCUUUGGUGGCAGCCAGCUCUGAUUUAUCCUUCAACGCAGAAGGUUACACGUUUGUUCUAUUAAACGACGUCUUUACGGCCGCCAGUGGAGUUUACACCAAAAAAAAACUUGGAAUGGAGGGUCUUGGUAAAUAUGGAGUUUUAUUUUAUAAUGCGUUUAUCAUUAUCAUCCCAACUCUUUUGGCCAGUGCCUUCACUGGAGACCUACAGAAGGCUCUGGCAUUUGAAGGCUGGCUGUCUUUUACUUUUAUAUUUUAUUUUCUGCUGUCUUGUAUCAUGGGGUUUAUUUUGAUGUAUUCCAUAAUCCUCUGCAGCUAUUACAACACGGCACUAACCACAACCGUCGUUGGUGCAAUUAAGAAUGCCGCGGUGAUGUACAUCGGCAUGUUUAUUGGCGGAGACUACAUAUUCUCAUGGCCAAACUUUAUAGGGCUGAAUAUCUGUAUCUCCGCUGGACUAAUUUAUUCCUACAUCACGCUCCACGGCAACAGCACUUCAGUACUGAACAAGAACCCCGUGCAGGACAAACUCACCAUUCAGAUAACAAGUCCAGAGAAAACAUGACAGUGACGCAGACUGAGAGCUUAUGUUCACUGUGAAAUUAAGUGCAUUUUUAAUGUAAAGUCGCCUAUGCAUCAUUAUUCAUUACUAUGUUACAUGCUGAAAAGUUUACAUACCCCUUGAUGAAUCUAAAGGGGGUAAAAAAAAGGUUUUAGGAUUCCCCUAUUGAAACGUAGUGCAUUUAAGUGUUUUGCACUAGACAACAAGGAUCUAUACUGUACAUAGUUAUUUUGUCCUAUGUAAUGUAUGUACAUUUCUCCUGUCUGAUAGCUUCAUGUGGGCAGAACACAACAAAAUAAAUUAAACGCAAUUAUUUACAUUUACAUGCAUUUGGCAGACGCUUUUAUCCAAAGUGACUUACAGUGCACUUAUUACAGGGACAAUCCCCCCGGAGCAACCUGGAGUUAAGUGCCUUACUCAAGGACACAAUGAUGCUGGCUGUGGGGAUCAAACCAGCAACCUUCCGAUUACCAGUUAUGUGCUUUAGCCCACUACACCAUCACCAUCCAAAGUGACUUACAGUGCACUUAUUACAGGGACAAUCCCCCCGGAGCAACCUGGAGUUAAGUGUCUUACUCAAGGACACAAUGAUGCUGGCUGUGGGGGUCGAACCAGCAACCUUCUGAUUACCAGUUCUGUGCUUUAGCCCCACUAUGCCACCGCCACUCGCAUUUGUGAACGCCCUCCCUCCAUAAUUAUGAGCAGAACAGAAUACAAGUUUUUUUAACACUUCACAUUAACACUGCCUUUGUUAAGAAUUUAUAAAGGGGUUCAUUAAUAACUAAAGUCAUUUACAGAUGCUUUAUAAAUCAUUUAUAUUCAGUUAUAACGACUCCUAUUGUAACUCAUGCAAUACUUGCAAAUUAGUGAGCAUUUCAACUUGCAUUCAUAAUGCAUACAAAUAAACUUGCUUAUAAAUGCUUAACAGAUCAAUCGAAAACACAAAAUUAAAAACAUCAUACUUAUUCAGUCAUUAUAUAUAUAUAUAUAAAUAAAUCCAGUUAAUAACAUAGUAAUUAA